Molecule: messenger RNA, 414 nt
Organism: Prorocentrum cordatum
Lineage: Eukaryota; Dinophyceae; Prorocentrales; Prorocentraceae
Source: the annotation of a GenBank genome assembly
AUGGUCACUGGUCAGUUCGACGCCUCGUUCGAGAAACACAAAUGCUUCUCUGCCAGCGCAGUUGCGGAAGGUAGCGCCGAAAACAUAGCAAACCAUAUUUCCCAAAGCAGCAGAAAACUUUCACGGAUCGAAAGAGAACUCGGCGACAUGCGCUCCGCCCUCGCCAAGCAGCAACAACAGACCGACGACCUCCGACACACUGUCGACGACCUCCAGAAAGAGCUGGCAGCCGCUGUUGCCGGAUACGAUGGCGAGCCCGACUCCAGCCUUCUCUGCAUCAACGUGUCCGCGCCCAUCGCCAAACAGAAGCUCGUCGACGCCUUCGUGCCUUGGCUUCGAGAUGUUUGCACUCAGGGUGAACACGAGGACAAGUUCCUUUCGAGUGGUACCGACGACGGGCCCGCCAGAAAUUAG